AUGGCGAGAACUAUUACCUUUGACAUACCAUCGUCUUAUCAACUCGUGGAACUCGUGGGCGAAGGAGCAUACGGAACUGUAUGCUCUGCGGUGCAUAAACCAUCGGGCACCAAAGUAGCGAUUAAGAAAAUCCAGCCAUUCAGUAAGGCGAUGUUCGUCACGCGAACGCUGCGGGAACUCAAGCUGCUCAAACUUUUUCACAGUCACGAAAACAUUAUCAGCGUUCUGGACGUCGUGAGACCACUUUCGAUGUCCAAGUUUCAGGCCGUGUAUCUGGUGCAGGAACUCAUGGAAACGGACCUGAAUAAAGUGAUUAGCGGCGGUGGGGCGUCGCUCAGCGAUGACCAUAUCCAAUACUUCACGUACCAGCUUCUGCGCGCGCUCAAAGCGAUCCACAGUGCCAAAGUGAUCCACCGGGAUUUGAAACCGUCCAAUCUGCUGCUUAACUCGAACUGCGACCUUAAAGUAUGCGACUUCGGACUUGCCCGCUGCCUGGCCAGUAGCUCCGACUCCCGCCAGAAUCUCGUCGGUUUCAUGACCGAAUAUGUCGCGACGCGGUGGUAUCGCGCUCCGGAGAUUAUGCUUACUUUCCAAGAAUAUACCACGGCAAUGGACAUCUGGUCCUGCGGGUGCAUUCUCGCAGAGAUGAUUACGGGCAGACCGCUUUUCCCCGGUAGAGACUACCAUCACCAGUUGUGGCUCAUCUUGGAGGCCCUGGGAACUCCUUCUUACGAAGAUUUUGAAAACAUCAACUCCAAGCGUGCAAAAGAAUACAUCGCGAAUCUCCCAUUGCGUCAAAAGAUGCCCUGGCAAAUUGUACUGCAAGCGCCCAAUGUAAACCCAUUAGCGGUGGAUCUCCUGGACAAAAUGCUUACCUUCAAUCCUGACAAGAGAAUUGGCGCUGCUGAAGCCCUCAAGCACCCAUACUUAAAAAUGUACCAUGAUCCAGAAGAUGAGCCCGAAUAUCCUCCUCUGGAUUUGGACGACGAAUUUUGGAAGAUCGAUAACGAUUUGAAGCGACCUGCAGACGAGGACUACGUACCGAUGGACGUACUCAAGAAAAUGCUGUACGAGGAAGUCGCAAGUCCGCUUGUAUGA
Lachancea mirantina is the source of this 1098-nucleotide messenger RNA. The record is from the annotation of a GenBank genome assembly. NCBI's taxonomy places the organism in Eukaryota, Fungi, Ascomycota, Saccharomycetes, Saccharomycetales, Saccharomycetaceae.